UUUGGGCACGUCACCCAGUGCCGCACCAGGCACUGCUUCACCGGCGAGUACUAUUGCUUCUUUUUCUACGCUGAACCCAAUGACUGCAGCCCGCAUAGACAGACGCGGGCCCACAUUCGCCAAGACUGCCUGCGGUACGUGCCCCACUGGCACAUCCUCCGCGGCGUCAGCACAACCAUCGACUUACCCACCAUCUUGGGGACUGAAAAGGGUAUUGCUGCGCUGGCGGUGUUCAUUGCGCACAGUGGCACCUUCACAAAGUCAGGGGCUCCUAGGCCUGCGCAACCGGUGGUGAGGAUCGAGGAGCUGGAGGAGGCUCCCGCGGCUGAUGACGACCCAGUGGAAGCGGCCGGUGUGGUCGGCGAGGUGCCGUCAUAUGCCUAG
Postia placenta MAD-698-R-SB12 is the source of this 384-nucleotide messenger RNA. RefSeq lists its product as hypothetical. The transcript has a single exon. NCBI's taxonomy places the organism in Eukaryota, Fungi, Basidiomycota, Agaricomycetes, Polyporales, Adustoporiaceae. The annotation marks the transcript as partial. The record is from RefSeq and is a predicted model, not a curated record.